UUAAGCACAUGCGACCAACCGACCGACCACACCAACAAAACAAAAAAAUAAUAAAUAAUAAUAAUUUAACAUGUACUCCUUCGACAUAAAAGAUUUGCCGGGAAAGGGACGGGCUAUGGUAGCAACAAAACUAUUCAAUGUGGGUGAUACAAUCUUCGAGGAAGAACCUUUUGUGUCAUCUCAAUUUUCUUGGAAUGCUGCAUACGGUUAUGCUUGCUGUGAUCAUUGUAUGAGACCCUUGGAAACAGUCACAGAAAAUGUCCGUCGUCUAGCUAGCAAACCGGCUUUGGUGGUUCCACUGACAGAGCACGACCCCACCAAGCAAUGGUUGGAGCAAUUCACCGUGUGCCCUAAUUGUAAGAUACGUUACUGUUCUGAAGAUUGUAGAAUAGAGGCGUUAAAGAAAUAUCAUAAGGUCUCCUGUAUGGGCAACUAUAGACAAGAUGAUACCCAUCCCAUUAAUAGAUUGAAUGAAAUAUGGAAAAAAAUGCAUUAUCCUCCAGAGACUGGUACUAUUAUGCUUCUGGUUCGCUUAAUGGCCAUGUACCAACAGUCCACAAAUAAAACAGAAUUUAUGGAGUCUUUGCAGUCAUUCCAAUCAUUGAUAGUUAACAAGGAACAACAGAUUCAUCACAAAAUGUUGGGUGAGAAUUUUGAACAGCAAAUGGAACAAUUAUAUGCUGCAUUCUGUGAAGCCUUCCAGGGUGAAGAUUAUCAAUUGUUUACAACACCUGAAGCAUUUAAGAGUCUCAUGGGUUUAGUUGGUACAAACAGUCAAGGCAUUGCGACCAGUGUCUUGGCUGAAUGGGUCAAAAAAGUAUCUGAUUUACCUAUGCCAGAAGCUGACAAAUGCAAAUUAGAUGAAUAUAUUGAUGAUUUGUACGAAAAAGUAGGGGAAUUUGCUGGCGAAUUCCUGAAUAACGAAGGGUCUGGUUUAUACCUAUUACAAAGUAAAAUAAAUCAUAGCUGUGUGCCAAACGCUCAAUCAACAUUUCCUUACUCCAAUGACAUUGUGGUAUUGAAAGCCACAAAAAUCAUACAACCUGGAGAGGAGAUAUGUAUUUCAUAUUUGGAUGAAUGCCAACUCGAGAGGAGUAGACAUUCAAGGCAAAAGAUCCUAAAAGAAAACUAUAUAUUCCUAUGCUAUUGCCCAAAAUGUCAAGAACAAAUUGGUGAUCCCGAUGAAACUAGUGAAGACGAAGAUGAUAUGGACAUGGAAGAUGAUGAUGACGAUGUUAUGGACGAUUAAAAAUGUAGUAACAAACAGCUUUCAGCAAUAUGUAUUUGUUUAAUAUACUAAAAAAUAUGCAAAAACAUAUUAGGAAAAAUGCUACUCAUAAUGAUACUAUUGCCCUUCCCCCUUUUGCGAGUAUAUAAUAAUGAAGUGUUUUUGUUUUCCCCAAGUGUAUUUUAUAAACUAUUUACACUACAGAUUUUAAAUAUUU
Messenger RNA from Stomoxys calcitrans (stable fly), 1445 nucleotides. It is a transcript of the gene Smyd5, whose product is annotated as histone-lysine N-trimethyltransferase SMYD5. The transcript has 6 exons. Bases 71 to 1249 code for a protein of 392 amino acids. Gene Ontology annotation, molecular function: protein binding; histone H4K20 methyltransferase activity. Lineage: Eukaryota; Metazoa; Arthropoda; Insecta; Diptera; Muscidae. The record is from RefSeq and is a predicted model, not a curated record.